Messenger RNA from Thecamonas trahens ATCC 50062, 2749 nucleotides. RefSeq lists its product as uncharacterized. Bases 1 to 2712 code for a protein of 903 amino acids. The record is from RefSeq and is a predicted model, not a curated record. NCBI's taxonomy places the organism in Eukaryota, Apusomonadida, Apusomonadidae. The transcript has 3 exons.
AUGUCCAGUGAAGAUGUUGAUGUCCACCAGCUACUUUCCGACAUCCAGUCGCUCCGCCGCAAGCUGGCGUCGUCACCGUACAAGACGCCAGCAGGGAGCAUGCCUGGCUCGCCGGUGCCGCUCUCGCGCUCGCUGCGGAUGAGCUCGAUCGGGUCAGGUCCACAGCUGGCGAGCUCAACGAGUGGGCAGGUUGAGGCGCUGCGGGCAGAGCUCUCGGCGUCCGAGUCGGUGCACUCGCAGCAGAUUGCGGCGCUUCAGUCCAAGAUGGAUCAGCUGUCGCGGUCGGUGUCGGCGCGGCCAAGCCCCGCUCCUGUGGCGGCGCCGAUGCGGAUGGCGGCCAGUGCAGCUCCGGUGCGGACAGUACCAAGCACCACGGUGGCACCGGCGGCUGCAACGUACAUCCGCGAAAACACUGAGUACACCCGCAGCUUGCAGGCGCAGCAUCUCAAACUCGAGUCGGAGACGCGCAAACUCGAGCUCCUUGUCUUUGACCAGAAUCUGGAGAUUCAGAAGCUCCGCAACGAGCUCGAGCUCAAGAACAACGCGCUCAAGGAGACCCGGAAGGAGCUGACGUCUGCACAGGCAGCCAUGUCGUCCCACAUGGCCUCGGGCGAGUCGCGGAAUCGCGCAGCCAAGGCCGAGCUCGCGGCCAUGACCAAGAGCCUCGAGACGGCCCGCCACGAUCGCGAGGCGCUGGAAGACGAGGUUCGCACCCUACAGACUGCGCUUGGCCGGUGGGAGGCCGAGACGCAGCGGAUCAUGGAUCAGAACAAGCAGCUGUCCGAAGCCACUGUCCAACUCUCGGACAACAUCCUGGUCGAGAAGGAGGCUGAGCUCUCCAAGCUCCGCUCCGAGAAUGCCAAGCUCCGUGAGGCCGCCGCGGCCGCGGAGGCCGAGUCGGCCGGCCUCUCUGAGGCCAACGAGCUGCUCAAGUCUGCGCUGGCCAAGACUCAGAACUCGAUGAGCGAGGCGCACUCGGCGUCGGCAUCGACGCGGGCGACCAUGGCCUCGCUCCGCGAGCAGCUGGAAGAGUCCAAGGUUCUUCUUGUCCAUGCCGAGAACGAGAAGGCGUCACUCCUCGACGAGCUCCGUGAAAAGUCGCUGGCUCACGCCGAGGCCGUACGCGAGCGGACCCGGAUCCGCAACUCGCUGGCGUCGACCGAAGCCGACAUGCACUCGAUGAGCAUGCAAGUCGAGGCGCUCCGCGAGCAGGUUCUCACCGCACAGAUGGAAGACAGCUCAACGGGCAAGACCAAGGACGAGGCCAUUUUCGAGCUCCGCGGCGAGCUUGCAUCGGCGCAGGCUGCUAUGGUCCAGCUCGAGUCCGAGUAUGCCGGCGAGCUGUCGCAGGCAGUCCAACGCGCAUCCGAGCUAGAGGCCGAACUCGCCGACGCGGUGGCUGCCAAGACCGCCCACGAGCAAACGCUCGCCCGCUACGAAGAGGAGCUGACGGUGGUCGAAAGCCAGGUUCAGGGACUCGAGGCCGAGGUGCGGGCGGCGCACGAGCGCGAGACUGCUGCGCUGGCAUCCAAGGACGACGUUAUCCGGGCCAAGGAUGCGGCGCACGCCAAGGUUGUCGAGCAGUUCAAGGCAUCAGCGGCCGAGCUGGAGGCAAGCCUCGCUGAGGCCCGCGCCGCCAACGACGAGUUCAAAGCCGAGAUCCUGCAGUCGGCUGAGGUCAUUCGCGAUCGCGACGCACAGAUGGAGGAGCUGCGGGCCAUCAUCCAUGCCAAGGAUGCCGAGGUUGCGGAUCGCCUCAACACUGAGCGGGCAAUCAACCAAGAGUUUAUGCUAGUCAAGGAGACGCUGCUUGUGCAAGAGCGUGACAACGACGCGCUUCGCGACGCGCUUCAGCAGGCGCAGCAGCUCGAGUCGUCGCUGCGGAACGAGAUCGAGCUGCGCAAGAACGAGCUGCGCGACGCGCUCGACCAUGUCGAGGCCAUGCACGCCACCGUCGAGGCCCGCGAAGCCGACGUCCGCGCCCUCAAGGAGGUCAACGCCAAGGCGCAGCAGGUCAUUGCCGGCAUGGAGCAGGCGACGGCGUUCAAGGACUCGACGUCCGACUCGAUGCACUCGCAGCUGACGGCGGCCAUGGCCGAGAUCAACGCACUCACCACCGAGCGCCAGUCGAUGGCUGCUUCGCUCGCCGAGGCCAACGACAAGGUUGCCGCCACCGGCGCCCAAGCUUCGCGCGCCAAGCAGGAGGGCGACUCGCUCCGGCUGCAAAUCGACUUUCUGGAGCGCGAGAACGCCAUGCUCAAGGACGAUCUCAACGCGCUGCAGAACUCGUACGAGGGGGUCCAGGGCGAGAUGCGGCGCCUCCUCGACCAGGUCAAGCUCAUGGAUCUGCAGAUGAAGUCGAGGCUCGAGCGCGAGCGCCGCGACGAAGAGUCGGCGCGCAUGCUCGACGGCAACACCUCACGCGACGACCUCGUUGCCAAGGAGAGCUCGGUGACCCAGCUGGCGCACCAGCUCCGCUCGCAGCUGGCCGAGCUCAUGAACGACUCGGCGGCAAGUGUGGCGGGCUCGCCUCCUCGCGCCUCGCCUCGUCGAGCCUCGCCUCCUCGCGCCUCGCCGCUCGCCUCGCCCGAGGCCCGUCAACUCCGCGCCAUUUCAGCAUCCGUCGAGUCCAAGGAGGCGCAGGUCCUUGCACUGCAGCGCGAGCUCGAGAGCACUCGUCGGCUCAUGGCCGAGCGGGCCCGGCGGAACUGACCCAUAUCGGUAAGGCCGCCUUCAAAUGAAAAGUCAU